GUAGCCGCCCGCGCGGGAUGACCUGGGGCGGCUCUGGGAGCCGGCUGCCGCGAGAGAUCUGGGGGCUCCGCCGGCCCGCCGAGAGUGAGCCAAGGCCUGGAUUCUGCUCUGGAGAUCUGUCCUGCCCUCAUCUGUAAACUGACGCUAUGCAUCCAGACCCUGGACCCUUACAGACACUGCUGUAUGUUAUUCCUUUGAUUCUGUGCUCUUCUGCGCGUUCAGACGUGGCACCUUAUUUUGUUUCUGAGCCGCUGUCUGCUGUCCAGAAACUUGGUGGACCUGUAGCUCUACAUUGUUCUGCGAAGCCCGUGACCGCUCGCAUCACAUGGCUGCACAAUGGAAAAAGACUGGAUCGAAACGUGGAGCAGAUUAACAUUCAUCAGGGGACCUUGACCCUUCUUUCUCUCAACCCCUCCCUUUUGGGUCACUACCAGUGUGUUGCCAACAAUAGCGUCGGCGCAGUUGUGAGUGGUCCUGCAACAGUAUCCAUUGCAGUUCUUGGUGAUUUUGACUCAUCCACAAAGCAUGUUAUUACAGCAGAAGAAAAAAGUACUGGUUUCAUUGGCUGCAAGGUGCCAGACAGCAACCCCAAAGCGGAGGUGCGCUAUAAAGUCCGGGGGAAAUGGCUGCGGCAUUCUACAGAGAAUUACUUAAUCCUGCCAUCGGGGAAUCUUCAGAUUUUGAAUGUAUCCUUAGAGGACAAGGGAUCAUAUAAGUGUGCAGCUUUUAACCCUGUCACACAUGAAUUAAAAGUCGAGCCCAUUGGCCAAAAGCUCCUUGUGAGUCGCACUUCUUCCGAUGGUUUUCACAUUCUUCACCCCACUCUUUCCCAGGCAUUAGCUGUGCUUUCUCAUAGCCCUAUAACCCUCGAGUGUGUGGUGAGUGGGGUCCCCACUUCUCAAGUGCACUGGCUGAAGGACGGUCAGGACGCUGUGGCGGGGAGCAAUUGGAGGAGGUUGUAUUCUCACCUUGCCACAGAUAGCAUCGACCCGGUGGAUGCUGGGAACUACUCCUGCAUGGUGGGAGGCACGUCUGGAGAUGUGAAGCAUGUGACUUACAUGAUUAGCGUACUCGAACAUGCUUCAAUUUCUAAAGGACUGCAGGAUCAGACAGUGUCUCUGGGUGCCACCGUACAAUUCACUUGUGAAGUUCAUGGGAACCCAUCCCCCAACCGCACCUGGUUUCAUAAUGCUCAGCCUAUUCAUCCUUCCCCACGACAUCUCACUGCAGAAAAUGCAUUGAAAAUCAGUGGUGUUACCAUGGAAGACUCAGGGCUGUAUCAGUGUGUAGCAGAUAAUGGCAUUGGAUUUAUGCAGUCUACUGGGAGACUUGAAAUCGAAAAAGACAGUGGACUCAAGCCAGUUAUAAUUACAGCACCAGCAAGUACAAAGGCAGUAGAAGGAGACUUUGUUACUUUGUCCUGUAAUGCCACUGGAGUCCCAGUUCCGGUCAUUCGUUGGUAUGACAGGCAUGGAUUGAUAACCAGCCAUCCGUCUCAAGUCCUCAGAGCUAAGUCCCGGAAGUCACACUUCCUAAGACCUGGGGGCGUUGACCUGGAGCCUGUGUACUUUGUCAUGUCCCGAGCUGGCUCCAGCUCUCUGUACAUCCAGGCCAUCACUCAGGAGCAUGCUGGGAAGUAUACCUGCGAAGCUUCGAAUGAGCAGGGCACUGCGCGGUCGGAAGCUGUCCUCACAGUUGCCCCUUUGGAAACAAAUACAGAGGCAGGAACAGUCACAGCCGAUGCCACUCGGAAUGAUGAGAGAGAUGGUUUGGAAACUGGAUUCGUGAGCUCAUUUCCAGCGAAGGAACAUUCCAGUGCAGUGGAAUCGCCAUCAGAGAAAAAUGCCAGUGGUGCUUCAGUCCCAGAUGCCCCCAUCAUUCUGAGCCCCCCACAGACCCACACCCCGGAUACAUACAGCCUGGUCUGGAGGGCGGGGAAGGAUGGGGGGCUGCCCAUCAAUGCCUAUUUUGUGAAGUAUCGAAAGCUGGACGAUGGUGUGGGCGUGGUGGGAAGCUGGCACACAGUCCGCGUCCCAGGCAGCGAGAACGAGCUGCACCUGUCGGAGCUGGAGCCGUCUAGUCUCUACGAAGUCCUGAUGGUGGCCAGGAGCGCGGCAGGGGAAGGCCAGCCUGCCAUGCUGACCUUCCGGACGAGCAAAGAGAAAACAACCUCAUCGAAAAACACCCAGGCAUCCUCCCCUCCGGCGGGAGUUCCUAAGCGCCCCGCGGUUUCAGAGGCUGCAGACCACUUUGGGGUGGUUCUGACCGACCCCUCCAGGCACAGCGGAGUUCCAGAGGCCCCUGAUCGGCCUACCAUCUCCACUGCAUCAGAGACGUCCGUCUACGUCACUUGGAUCCCUCGGGCCAAUGGGGGCUCUCCAAUCACUGCCUUCAAGGUCGAGUAUAAACGGAUGAGGAGUAGUGAUUGGCUGGUGGCAGCUGAAGACAUCCCUCCUUCCAGACUCUCUGUGGAAGUUCGUAGUUUAGAGCCAGGUUCAACAUACAAAUUUAGGGUCAUUGCUAUCAACCAUUAUGGCGAGAGUUUUCGGAGUUCGGCAUCUCGUCCUUAUCAGGUGGCUGGGUUCCCCAAUCGUUAUUCUAACCGUCCAGUAGCUGGACCUCACAUUGUGCACACGGAAGCUGUCAGUGACACGCAGAUCAUGCUCAAGUGGACGUACAUUCCAUCAAUUAACAAUAACACUCCCAUUCAAGGAUUUUAUAUUUAUUACCGGCCAACAGAUAGCGACAAUGACAGUGAUUACAAGAGGGAUAUUGUAGAAGGGUCCAAGCAGUGGCACGUGAUUGGGCGCCUGCAGCCGGAAACCUCCUAUGACAUUAAGAUGCAGUGCUUCAACGAGGGCGGGGAGAGCGAGUUCAGCAACGUGAUGAUCUGUGAGACGAAAGUGAAGCGUGUUCCCGGAGCUUCCGAGUAUCCUGUCCAGGACCUGAGCACCCCUCCCAGCCCCUCAGGAGGCGGAGGCAGCGUGGGGCCCGCAGCCAGCCCUGCCAGAAGCAGCGACAUGUUGUACCUGGUGGUGGGCUGUGUGCUGGGGGUCAUGGUCCUCAUCCUCAUGGUCUUCAUCGCCAUGUGCCUGUGGAAGAGCCGCCAGCAGCACACCACACAGAAGUAUGACCCACCAGGAUAUCUCUACCAAGGUUCAGAUGUUAACGGGCAGAUGGUGGAAUACACCACUCUGCCCAGCAGGAACCAGAUAAAUGGAAAUGUUCACAGAAGCUUCAUAAGCAACGGAGGUCUCAGCAACGGCUGCUCCCACCUUCACCAUAAGGUCCCCAGUGGAGUCAAUGGACUUGUGAAUGGGAGCUUAAGUGGAGGGCUUUACUCUGGGCACACAAGCUCUCUAACCAGGACACGGGUGGAUUUUGAACAUCCUCGUCAUCUAGUGAAUGGCGGUGGCGUGUACACGGCAGUACCUCAGACUGACCCAGCGGAGUGCGUCACCUGUCGGAAUUGUUGGAACAACAAUAGGUGUUUCACGAAAACCAACGGCACUUUCAGCAGCAGCCCCCUUUCGGUGGUCCCCGUGGUGGCACCUUGUCCUCGGGAUGGUUUGGAGAUGAAGCCCCUCAGUCACACGAAGGUGCCUGUGUGUCAGGCUUCCGCCACCCCCGACUGCCGCCAGUUACCUGACGAGAGCAUCAGGGACGGUGUGGCACCGAGACCUCAACAUACUUGCUGUCAGGACAACAGGCAUGAGGCCAACCCUGGCUCCACAGAAGAUGCAGCAGAGUGCAGCAGAGGAGACAGCUGUGUCCACUCAGAAACAGAGAACAAAAUUUUAAGUUGGAAUCCUCUUAUUUUGCCACCUGCUCCAAAGGACUGUACUGAGAAGAUGGCCUGGUCUGCUCCUGGCAUUCCUGUAGCCAGCCCUUCGGGGGUCCUUCAGCAACCCCAGGAAACCUGAGACGUGCACAUGACUAGUCACGUCCCACUUGGAGCAGUCACCGCACAGAACAGGCCUGGGAAUGGACUGUGUGAAGGACGUUAAUGCAAAUCGGAGGAAAAGCAUUAUUUAUUUUUGUAGUAGUAAUGUCAUAUGAAUGUAUCUUAAAAUGUGUGCCCUUUUAUAUUAUUUAUGCCUUAAAAUUUCUCCUCCCAGUUUCUUCCUGCCCCUCAGCAGGAAACAGCCGAGUUUUACAGUCUUCCAUCAUCUCAGCAUCGCAUGUCCCCGAGCUCGGGGCAGGGAGAGCCCUCCCGCAGCGCCCGCCUGCGGGCUCACUGGCUAAGCGGGAGUC
Molossus molossus (Pallas's mastiff bat) is the source of this 4254-nucleotide messenger RNA. It is a transcript of the gene CDON, whose product is annotated as cell adhesion associated, oncogene regulated. The transcript is spliced from 20 exons. Gene Ontology annotation, molecular function: protein binding. Gene Ontology annotation, cellular component: plasma membrane; axon. The record is from RefSeq and is a predicted model, not a curated record. The coding region runs from base 147 to 3923 and encodes 1258 amino acids. NCBI's taxonomy places the organism in Eukaryota, Metazoa, Chordata, Mammalia, Chiroptera, Molossidae. Gene Ontology annotation, biological process: cell-cell adhesion; nervous system development; axon guidance.